Molecule: messenger RNA, 966 nt
Organism: Vitis vinifera (wine grape)
Lineage: Eukaryota; Viridiplantae; Streptophyta; Magnoliopsida; Vitales; Vitaceae
Product: small ribosomal subunit protein uS13z/uS13y/uS13x
Exons: 3
Coding region: 133-621 (162 amino acids)
Biological process (GO): translation
Cellular component (GO): small ribosomal subunit; ribosome; cytosol
Molecular function (GO): structural constituent of ribosome; RNA binding
Source: RefSeq, a predicted model, not a curated record
AAUUUUCUCCAAACUAUAUAAACGUCUUAAACCUUCACUGGGAGUCUAGGGUUUCAGUCUCCUUCGAUUUCUCUGCGCUUUGAAGCCGUCUGAGACGAACAGCUUCGCAGAGCUUCAUCUGAAACCCUAACCAUGUCCUUGGUAGCGAACGAGGAAUUUCAACACAUACUUCGUGUGCUCAACACGAACGUCGAUGGGAAACAGAAGAUCAUGUUUGCUCUGACCUCCAUCAAAGGUAUUGGCCGCCGUUUCGCUAAUAUCGUCUGCAAGAAAGCCGAUGUCGACAUGAACAAGAGAGCUGGCGAGCUCUCAGCUGCAGAGCUUGAGAACCUCAUGGUGAUUGUUGCCAAUCCUCGCCAAUUCAAGAUCCCCGACUGGUUUCUUAACAGGAAGAAGGAUUACAAGGAUGGGAGGUAUUCUCAGGUUGUUUCCAAUGCGUUGGACAUGAAGCUGAGGGAUGACCUUGAGCGACUGAAGAAGAUCAGGUUUGCCAUCAUUCUAGUGUGGAUGGAAUUAUUGUUGGAACUUCAGCUAAACCGGUUUCAUUCUUUUAAAGCUAUGGGUUUAAAAUUAAAACCAAUCUCAUUGUUUUCUUUUGUCUUAUAUCAUUGGUUUCCUUGAGCUUGCUUUCAUUUGUUAUUCUUUUGUAAUCGGCAGGAACCAUCGUGGUCUCCGCCACUACUGGGGUCUUCGUGUCCGUGGGCAACACACCAAGACAACUGGCCGCAGGGGAAAGACUGUUGGUGUCUCCAAGAAGCGAUGAUCUGUUCUAUUCCCUAUUUUUAACAUGCACUUUUGUCCUUGGGCAUUUUUGAUUGGUGUCAGCUGUUUUUCUCAGUUUAGUUUGUUCAACAACAUUUACAUGAGCACAGUUUCUCUCUCGAUUUGAGUUGUUCUUGGAUGUUUUUAGUAGUGAUUACUUCUCAUAUCUUUCUUUUAAUGAUAUUAUGAUUUCACUUAUUCCCA